UGGAAAAAAAAUGGAUCUCUUCAGAAGCGAUAGCGAUAAAACCUCCUAUAAUGAUAAUGAAUUGUUUAAUUAUUGGAGCUCGAUUAAUAAAGAAAAACUAAAUCAACUAAGCAAUGAAUUAUUUCAAAAGGCAAAAAUUAUAGAUAGGAAAGAUAAGAAGAAAAUUAAUCCUGCGGAUGUAUUUGACAUUCGAAGGCGAUUGUCGGAUGAUAAGCAGAAACGAAAAUACUUACCUAAAAUAUAUGAUCCUUUCGUGAAUGGAGGCUUUCGUGCAGAAAUCCAAAACAACGUUUCACUUCGACCCUUUAUUACAAAUGAAACUGACACAACAAACUCCAUUUUGGUAAAUAAGAUUCAUGGUCUCCUUAUUUCUAAUAAUAGUAAUUCUCCAGAAUUUGACCAGAAAAUAGAUCAAUUUGAUAGAAAAUUAUUAUUAACUAAAAUUGGGUUUUUUGUUAAGUUAAUCAGUAAAUUUUCGGAAAAAUCAGUAUCAAGUUUGGAUUUUGACGCACUUCACUUAUUUCCAGAACAUGAACAAGGAAAAAUGUAUUCCGAAGAAAAAAAAAACUUUUUUUUCGACGCAAUUCAGACUACUCAUACCAACGAUACAAUUUUCACUACAAGUUUAUCGAGUGAAAUAAACGAAAUAAGUAAAGAAGUUCCUCGAUGGGAAUACCAAUUGAUCGACGACAUCGAGGUAGGGCUGAAUCCUGCCAUACACACAAAGGAUCCUCAGAUUUGUUGCCGAUUGCCGGGCGAGCAAAUUGUUUUCAGUUGUGAGACACUGUUCUCUAAGACGGAUGAGGCUUACAAUCGGGAUUUUUCGAGGAAGCAUCCAUCAAUAGACCCAAGUACGGACUUUCGUAUCCCGCAUUUUCUACGGGAAAUGGAUUUCGACCGAGAGAUUAUCAGAGGAUCCGUGCACGGUCAAAGGCGUAAAAUAGCCAUUUUGAAACUCUUUCAAGCAAAUGUCCAUUCCCCUAUUUUUGUAGACAACUACCCAUUUGGUGGUCUUUUCGAUGAUAUCGUCCAAUAUGUGAAAGAAUAUUUCAGGAAACCUGGUACUGAUAAUUCGGAAUUUUUGCAGUUUCAGAAAGUGCAAGAAGAGAGACGGAAAGAGGACCAGAAAGACGAGAUUGAAAACAGACUUGAAAAAAUCGAAGAGGCCUGGGAGAGCAUUCUAUAUGGUCUAGUAAUCAAAAAUUUUGUAAUAUUAUUCCAAUCAAUAUUUAGAAAAUAUAUUCUAUUACCUUCAUUGAUAAUCACUAAAAAUAUAAUUCGUAUCUUAUUAUUUCAAAAUCCGGAAUGGUCAGAAGAUUUUAGGGAUUGGAGAAAAGAAAUCCAUGUUAAAUGCACCUAUCAAGGCGUUCCAACAGGUAGCAACGCAUUGCCAAUCGACUGGUUCUGGGGCGGUCUUCAGAUAAGGGUCUUACACCCUUUUGUUCUGAAACCUUGGCACAAUAAACCUAAGGUACGAUCUACUGAAAAAAAAAGAUACACUCCAAAAAGCGUACUUGAAACAACCGCCUUUGAAAAAAACUUCUUGUUUUUAACAGGUUAUGGAACACUAGUCGAAGCGUAUACUGCUGAGCAUGUCCCAAACCCAUUUGCAUUUUUGGGUCCUAUUUUCAAUCAAAUAACAAAACAAUUGAAAAAAGAUUUGAAAAAGUCUUUUCGAAAAUUUGAUAAUCAAAAAGAAAGAAAAAACAGGUCUCCAAUCCUGGGAGAAGAAUUAAAACAAAUAGAAAACGAAUUGAGUGAAAUCCAAAAAAAUUCACCAAUUAAUCCAAUGAUUGAGGAAUCACCCGAUAUAAUUCAAUCUAUUAAUCCAAUGAUUGAGGAAUCGCCCGAUAUAAUUCAAUCUAUUAAUUGGACAAAUUCAGAAAAAAGGAUAAAAGAUCUGAAUGUUAAAACAAAGACGAUCUUAAAACAAAUAGAAAAAAUGACAGAAGAAAAAAACGAGGGGGUUAUAACUGAUGCUAAAAGAUUAGAAUUAAAAAAAAAUCCUUUCCAAAUUCUACAAAGAAGAAACGUUCGAUUAAUCCGUAAAUCCUAUUGUUUUUUUCAAAUUUUCAUGGAAAGGCUAUACAUACAUAUCCUUACUACUAACUAUGUAGAAGAAAUCCAUUUACAAUACAAAAAAAAAAAUGAACAAAAAGUUUAUAAAAUAAAUCAAAGUAUAAUUCCCUUUAUGUCGACUAUAGAGAAACCUUGGAAUAUGAAUUCAGAGAAUUCUUGUGAUGUAUCUUCUUUGUCACAAGCCUAUGUAUUGUUUAAAUUAUCUCAAAGCCAAGUUAGUAAUGGAUAUAAGUUAAGAUCUAUUUUUGAAUCUCAUGGAAGAUCUUUUUUUAUGAACAAUGAAAUAAAGGAGUAUUUAUUGAGAAUACAAGGAGGAAGAUUAAAUUCAAAAUUAAGAGAUAAGAACCGUCCCGAUUCUAUAAUGAAUCAAUGGACAAAUUGGUUAAAGGUUCAUUAUCAAUAUGCUUUACCUCAGAGGGCAUGGUCGAGAUUAGUACCACAAAAGUGGAGGAAUAGAAUCCAUGAACAGCGGGUGGCUCAAAAUAAGGAUUUAGAUGAAUAUGGUUCAUCUCAAAAAACCCUAUUCAUUUUUUCCAAAAAAGAACAAGUGGACUUCGUAGAAUUAGAAAACGGAGCAGAAGUCGACUUAGUAAAAAUGAAAAAAAAAAUAAAAAAACAAUAUGGAUAUGAUCUUUUCUCCUAUCAAUAUAUAAAUUAUGUGGAUAAGAAAAAAUCCUAUAUUUAUGGAUAUAAAUCACAGUCUUAUAACACACCUAAAAAUAUCAAAGAAUUAUUUGAUAUAAUGGGUGAUAGCUUUAUCCAAAAUUAUAUAGGAAAAGAUGGUAUAGAUAUGGAAAAAAAUAUGGAUAGAAAGUAUUUUCAUUGGAUGGGAAAAAGAAAAAAGAAUUCCAUAACGAAUCAGAAAGUAUUGACCCCAAGAUUUGGUUUUUUUUCAAAAGUAAGUGCAUAUAAGAAGAAUCCUUGGAUCUUACCACUAGAUUUCUUUUUUAUGCCGUUUUAUACAAACAGUAACAUUACUGAUAAAAUGCAGUUAAAGUUAGAAAAGAAAGAAUACGAGAUUACAGAAAAUCUAAAUUUAUAUCUCGCAAAGUAUUAUACGAUCCGUCCCCAUCGUCGCCGUCGUGGUUCUAAGAUAAUUACAGAAAUGUCGAAUCUAGUUAAAGAACGUGAUUAUUUAAUAAACAAAUAUUUGGGUUAUUAUGGGGACUGUGGGUGUGGCAUCAAAGAGGAUAUGUUUCAGCAUUUUAACAUACAAGGUUACUUGCUUGAGUUGAAAAAGCUAAAAAAAUUCACUAUUGUGGCUAUCAAAAAGGGGGAUAUAAAUAUAGAAAAUUUGGUGCGUAUCACCAACACGGACUUUUGUUAUGGAAACGCUAGGGACAUAACAGAAUUGCGGGACUACCUAAUGUUUUUUAUUGAACCCAAUCGUGUUUCUAUAAAAAAUUAUGAACAAAUCUUUAUAUAUCAAAUCAUAAGCAUAGCAUUGAGGCACAAGCGAAAAAUUUCGAAAAGAAACUCAAAAAAUAGUCGUCUUGAGAAUUAUGAUUUCCUUAUUCCCGAAAAUCUUUUAUCCCCUAGACGCCGUAGAGAAUUGAGAAUUCUAAUUUCUUUGAACUCUAGGAAUAGAAAGAUUGUGGAUAGAAACACAAUAAAGGAGAAAAAAAUAAAUAAUUCUUCUGAAGUUUUGACUAAAAAUAAGGAUCUUGAUAGCGAUACAAAAAAACUAAAGAAUUUAAAAUUCUUUCUUUGGCCAAAUUAUCGAUUCGAAGAUUUAGCUUGUAUGAACCGCUAUUGGUUUGAUACGCAUAAUGGAAGCCGUUUCAGUAUAUUAAGAAUACAUAUGUAUCCUCGAUUGAAAAUUUGAUUGAAAAUCUAGAUUUUGGUUCUAUUUAUCAUUAUCAUAAUAUUUC
Molecule: messenger RNA, 3950 nt
Organism: Lathyrus oleraceus (garden pea)
Lineage: Eukaryota; Viridiplantae; Streptophyta; Magnoliopsida; Fabales; Fabaceae
Product: protein TIC 214
Exons: 2
Coding region: 11-3904 (1297 amino acids)
Cellular component (GO): membrane
Source: RefSeq, a predicted model, not a curated record